CUCUCUCUCCCCCUGGUUCCCUCUCUCUCCCCCCCAGCCUGGACUCUCUCUCCCCCUGGUUUCCUCUCUGCCCAUAUACAGCUGUGUUUUCAGGCUCCUUUACAAUAGAGACGAGGUGGAGACAGAGCGUCCUCCAGCACCAUAGAGAGCGGAAGUACGGAGGAUAGAAGGGAAGCUGUUGCGGAAGUGAAGGUGAGCUCUGCUGCUGGGGCAGUUUAAUGGAGGGAGGGGCAGCAAGGCUGGGGUAGUAUACAGAGACAGAGCAACAAUGGGGACAGUGACAGUAUACAGAGACAGCAACAAUGGGGACAGUGACAGUAUACAGAGACAGCAACAAUGGGGACAGUGACAGUAUACAGAGACAGCAACAAUGGGGACAGUGACAGUAUACAGAGACAGCAACAAUGGGGACAGUGACAGUAUACAGAGACAGCAAGAAUGGGGACAGUGACAGUAUACAGAGACAGCAACAAUGGGGACAGUGACAGUAUACAGAGACAGCAAGAAUGGGGACAGUGACAGUAUACAGAGACAGCAACAAUGGGGACAGUGACAGUAUACAGAGACAGCAACAAUGGGGACAGUGACAGUAUAUACAGACAGACAGACAGCAACAAUGGUGGGGACAGUGACAGUGACAGUAUACAGAGACAGCAACAAUGGGGACAGUGACAGUAUACAGAGACAGCAACAAUGGGGACAGUGACAGUAUACAGAGACAGCAAGAAUGGGGACAGUGACAGUAUACAGAGACAGCAACAAUGGGACAGUGACAGUAUACAGAGACAGCAAGAAUGGGGACAGUGACAGUAUACAGAGACAGCAAGAAUGGGGACAACAGUAUACAGAGACAGCAACAAUGGGGACAGUGACAGUAUACAGAGACAGCAACAAUGGGGACAGUGACAGUAUACAGAGACAGCAACAAUGGGGACAGAGACAGUAUACAGAGACAGCAAGAAUGGGGACAGAGACAGUAUACAGAGACAGCAACAAUGGGGACAGUGACAGUAUACAGAGACAGCAGCAAUGGGGACAGUGACAGUAUACAGAGACAGAGCAACAAUGGGGACAGUGACAGUAUACAGAUACAGCAGCAAUGGGGACAGUGACAGUAUACAGAGACAGCAACAAUGGGGACAGUGACAGUAUACAGAGACAGGACAACAAUGGGGACAGAGACAGCAACAAUGUGGAAAGUCACAGUAUACAGAGACAGCAACAAUGGGGACAGAGACAGUAUACAGAGACAGAGCAACAAUGGGGACAGAGACAGGAUACAGAGACAGAGCAACAAUGGGGGACAGUAUACAGAGACAGAGCAACAAUGGGGACAGUGACAGUAUACAGAGACAGAGCAACAAUGGGGACAGAGACAGGAUACAGAGACAGAGCAACAAUGGGGGACAGUAUACAGAGACAGAGCAACAAUGGGGACAGUGACAGUAUACAGAGACAGCAACAAUGAGGACAGAGAGCAAGAAUGGGGACAGAGACAGGAUACAGAGACAGAGCAACAAUGGGGACAGUAUACAGAGACAGAGCAACAAUGGGGACAGUGACAGUAUACAGAUACAGCAGCAAUGGGGACAGUGACAGUAUACAGAGACAGAGCAACAAUGGGGACAGUGACAGUAUACAGAGACAGGGCGACAAUAUACAAACAGAGGACGCAACAAUGGGGACAAUAUACAGAGACACGGCAACAAUGGGGACAGUGACUGUAUAGCGAGAGGACAACAAUGGGGACAAUAUACAGAAAGGACAACAAUCCGGACAGUAUACUGAGAGAGAGGCAACAAUGGGGACAAUAUACAGAGAGGGGGGCAACAAUGGGACAAUAUACAGAGAGAGGGGCAACAAUGGGGAUAAUAUAGAGAGCCAGGGCAACAAUGGGAACAAUAUACAGAGCGAGGGGCAACAAUGGGGACAGUAUACAGAGAGGGGGCAACAAUGGGGACAGUAUACAGAGACAGGGCAACAAUUGUGACAAUAUACAAAGAGAGGGGCAACAACAGUAUAGAGAGCCAGGGCAACAAUGGGAACAAUAUACAGAGCGAGGGGCAACAAUGGGGACAGUAUACAGAGAGGGGGGCAACAAUGGGGACAGUAUACAGAGACAGGGCAACAACUGGGACAAUAUACAAAGAGAGGGGCAACAACAGUAUAGAGAGCCAGGGCAACAAUGGGAACAAUAUACAGAGCGAGGGGCAACAAUGGGGACAGUAUACAGAGAGAGGGCAACAACAGGGACUUGCUUUAUUUUUAAGUCUCAUAAGUCCCACUGUAAUAAAAUGACCUUAACUUCUAAACCUAAUAUUAUGCCAUAAUCUUAAUUCCUAUUUUAUUCCUAAACCCAAAGGUUCCCCACUUCUAAUACCAGUUCUGCAGGACAUGUCAUUACGCCCUAAGUGCAUUAAAGCCCAUUAUGGUGAGGGCAUAACCAUCCUUAAGUAAUUAUGUGAGCUUUACUCACACAGAUGAGGAUUUUAAAAUUAAACAGACUGUGCAAUAAAGGAAGUGUAAACAUUAGAUGACUCAUUACAGGAAAUCUUUAGGGAGACUGUGUAGGUCACAGCCGGGGGUGUGUGGCUAAGGCUGCAUAAACAAAGUGAUUUCAUUUGUAAUGGCAGAGAAUUGAGCAGUGAGACUGCGGGAGCUUUAUCUAUACACCAAAACUGCUUCAGUAUGGUAACUUUGUUUGGUGCGUAGAGCAUGCCUUUAAUUUAAGGCACAGGAAAUGCCCCAAACUCUGGACCUCCGUUAAUAAAACAUGUUUGAUAAUAAAACCUUCAACCUUCACAACGACCCUGAUUAAAUAAUUAUAACAGCUCCAGUCCCCAGCUUUAAUGGCUUGUAUUUAUAGGGCACUGGCAGACUAAUUCACUAACGUGAGGAUUCAGGGGGAAUUUAUAGUUCAUGGUCAGUCUGGCUGAGCUGUAAACAUUAUCUAUGUCAGAUAUGCUAUAACUUCUGACACUCUGCCCUUAAAUAUAAAACCCUUUUUAAAUUCAAUUUGAAUUCUUACUUUAGUAAAUAUGCCUAUACGUUGUUUUCUAGAAUAUGUCAGGGAGAUAAACCAAAACGGUUUACACUGCUCUAUGGAGAGUUUUAAAUGGUACUCUUGUGCUCUGAAUAACAGCCCUGAAAAUUGAGAAAAUCCAAAAUAAAGUCUGACACGUCUAGCCAUACUCCUGGAUGAACUCUUGUUGAUAUCGUUGGGGGUGUAUUUCGCUAAAUGUUCCAAUGUUUGUGUUAUCUUUAAAUAUUAAAACUAUAAUAAAAAUUGAUUUAAUGAUAAAAACAAAACAUGCAUCUUCAACGGCACGGCUCCUGAAAAUGGAACACGGCCACUUAUAAAAUGGUGAGAUCAGCUCGCCCUAGCGCUCUGAUUGGCUCAUUACUAUCAGACUGUUCCUCCGGACAUUGAUUGGUUUUCCUUUUUAAUUUAUGUUCAAUAUUCUUUCUGUGCAACAGAAUAAUAGUCUGAAACAUCCAAACGAGGGCAGCACGGACAAAGCAAUGCAUUGCUCUAUGGCACUGAAAGGGUAAAUGUAGCGAGUGUUUACCCGUUAACAUCGUCCCAUUAUGCUUUUUAGAGCUAUACCUAAUGUGUAUGAACACCAUCCACAAGCUGUUUAUUUAAUGGGUUUUAUUCAGCCAAUUCAUUAAAUUACCAGGAGAAUGACUGACUUUCCAGGGCUGGUUAUUUAAAUGGAAAAUAUGAUCAUAAAACCACUGAGGACAUUUUGUUUCUUUCAUGAAAAUGCAAGGCAAGGGGUUAAAUGAACACUCCAAUCACCAUAACCCCUGCAGUGCUCUGUUGUGGUUAUAGUGCCAAGAGUGCAGAUGACGCCAAUAUAACCCACCCAGUGUAACUAACUAACCCAAACUACGCAGUGCACCUAACUAACCCACCCAGUAUAACUAACCAUAACCUAACCUACACAGUGCACCUAAGGUGCGUGGGAGCCUGGAGUGUCCCUUUAUUAAUAUAAACCCACCCAGUAUAACUAACUGUAACCUAACCUACACAGUGCACCUAACGUGUGUGUGAGCCUGGAGUGUCCCUUAAUAAUAUAAACCCACCCAGUAUAACUAACUGUAACCUAACCUACACAGUGCAUCUAAUGUGUGUGGGAGCCUGGAGUGUCCCUUUAUUAAUAUAAACCCACCCAGUAUCAGUAACUGUAACCUAACCUACACAGUGCAUCUAAUGUGCGUGGGAGCCUGGAGUGCCCCAUUAAUAAUAUAAACCCACCCAGUAUAACUAACUGUAACCUAACCUACACAGUGUACCUAACGUGUGUGGGAGCCUGGAGUAUCCCUUUAAUAAUAUAAACCCACCCAGUAUAACUAACUGUAACCUAACCUACACAGUGCACCUAACAUGUGUGGGAGCCUGGAGUUUCCCUUUAAUAAUAUAAACCCACCCAGUAUAACUAACUGUAACCUAACCUACACAGUGCAUCUAACAUGUGUGGGAGCCUGGAGUGUCCCUUUUAGUAAUAUAAACCCACCCAGUAUAACUAACUGUAACCUAACCUACACAAUGCAUCUAAAGUGUGUGGGAGCCUGGAGUGUCCCUUUAAUAAUAUAAACCCACCCAGUAUAACUAACUGUAACCUAACCUACACAGUGCAUCUAACGUGUGUGGGAGCCUGGAGUAUCCCUUUAAUAAUAUAAACCCACCCAGUAUAACUAACUGUAACCUAACCUACACAGUGCAUCUAACGUGUGUGAGAGCCUGGAGUGUCCCUUUAAUAGUAUAAACCCACCCAGUAUAACUGUAACCUAACCUACACAGUGUACCUAACGUGUGUGGGAGCCUGGAGUGUCCCUUUUAGUAAUAUAAACCCACCCAGUAUAACUAACUGUAACCUAACCUACACAAUGCAUCUAAAGUGUGUGGGAGCCUGGAGUGUCCCUUUAAUAAUAUAAACCCACCCAGUAUAACUAACUGUAACCUAACCUACACAGUGUACCUAACGUGUGUGGGAGCCUGGAGUAUCCCUUUAAUAAUAUAAACCCACCCAGUAUAACUAACUGUAACCUAACCUACACAGUGCAUCUAACGUGUGUGGGAGCCUGGAGUGUCCCUUUAAUAAUAUAAACCCACCCGGUAUAACUAACUGUAACCUAACCUACACAGUGCACCUAACGUGUGUGGGAGCCUGGAGUGUCCCUUUAAUAAUAUAAACCCACCCAUUAUAACUAACUGUAACCUAACCUACACAGUGCAUCUAACGUGUGUGGGAGCCUGGAGUGUCCCUUUAAUAAUAUAAACCCACCCAGUAUAGCUAACUGUAACCUAACCUUCACAGUGCAUCUAACGUGUGUGGGAGCCUGGAGUGUCCCUUUAAUAAUAUAAACCCACCCAGUAUAGCUAACUGUAACCUAACCUACACAGUGCAUCUAACGUGUGUGGGAGCCUGGAGUGUCCCUUUAAUAAUAUAAACCCACCCAGUAUAACUAACUGUAACCUAACCUACACAGUGUACCUAACGUGUGUGGGAGCCUGGAGUGUCUCUCUAAUAAUAUAAACCCACCCAGUAUAGCUAACUGCAGCCUGGACUGUGUCCCUUUAAUAAUAUAAACCCACCCAGUAUAACUAACUGCAGCCCGGAUUGUGUCCCUUUAAUAAUAUAAACCCACCCAGUAUAACUAACUGCAGCCUGGACUGUGUCCCUUUAAUAAUAUAAACCCACCCAGUAUAACUAACUGCAGCCUGGACUGUGUCCCUUUAAUAAUAUAAACCCACCCAGUAUAACUAACUGCAGCCCGGAUUGUGUCCCUUUAAUAAUAUAAACCCACCCAGUAUAACUAACUGCAGCCCGGAUUGUGUCCCUUUAAUAAUAUAAACCCACCCAGUAUAACUAACACUGUAUUAAAUGUAAUGGCUUUUAUUUAUUUUAGAAAGCAGGAAUAUAAUGACCCAAUAGAUUGAAAUGAUGGUCUAAGUGUGCUGGAUUCUGUUAUUUUAUCUCUUUUAGGACAGGGUGGAAGGUGACAGAAUGACACAAUGGAUGAUUGCAGCUCCUUCCUACUCCCUGACAGUAUCCUCUACCAGAUCUUUCUAAGCUUGGGCCCCGCAGACUUGCUCUCAGCCGGACUGGUGUGCCGACGCUGGUAUGCCGUGUCCCGCGAUGACUUCCUGUGGAAAGAGUUAUUUUUUAAGUUCUAUAAGGUGCAGAGACACAUUCAGCGAUACCCAGGUAAGUGUGUGAUCAGACUGGAUCAUCAUACUGGCGGCAAAUUUACACACCUGAUCCAUAUAUCAUUUCCUCUUUUAAAUCCUAGUUUGGUCACGAUUACCAUUGUUCAAUAAAUCCGUUAUAAUUUUAUCACCAAUUGACGUAAAUAAACUGUUUUUGGUGCGCAAGGCGUAAUCUGGCACAGCUCUGCUCCUGGCUAACUAAUGCAAUGUUGUUGUUGUUUUGAUCUGCAAGCAUGCAAUUUAUUAACUAUAUUACAGUGAAUUUCAGAUCUAAUGUGCACCUUGGCAUUUCACAUUCCUAAACUGUCAUCCACCAUGUUUUUCUUUUUGUUUUUUUAAUAUACUUUUAUUUUAUACUUUAUUUUUGCUUUGCUGAAAAUUACAGACAAGCCUGUGUUGCCACAUCAAAAUGCAUAGAAUAAUAGUCGUAUGGCUUACUAUUAUACUGAACAUUUGGAUAAUUUUAACAUGCUAGACCGUACAAUACAGAAUAGAUUGUAUAGUCCAUUUCCACUAGUCAGUGAGAUAACCCGGAUACAUGAUUAAAAAAUAAAUAAUUAGAAAUGCAUUAAAAAGUACCUAUUAAAAUACAUUCCAUUGCCCGCUUGUUUCACGAUGAAUCAUGCAGGCUGACUUAGUAAGUUACCCAGAAAGGGAGUUGCGAUUUAACAAUGACUGACCGAAUGUACGAAGAGGGUAUUUAAUGACUUGUACUUCGGUAUUAACACGGAGCAGUAAUGUAUACUUAUUUUCCAUGUUAAAAUGACGACAUGACCCACUAAUAUUGGGGUACUAUAACAAACUGCUGAUCUGUUAAUGCUGUGUCCAGCUCCAUGUGGGUUUUACAUGACAUAUUUAAGCAGUACAUUUUCUGUGCACUGAUCCCGGUUUGUGUAUUUUGGCUGAAUUAUUGGUGUGGGAGUGCGCCUCUAACUGAGAGAAUCACAGUGAAAGUCUGCAUGGAUCUAGAUACAAACCGGCUUCUUUUCACGAUCAGUUGUACUCCUCAAACUAUAUUAUUAAGGUCACUUUAAAUACUCUUGUUCACAGCUUGCAGACAUCUGUUUCUUGAGCUCCGACCGCGCUGAUUUAAUGCAUGCAGCGCAAACACUGUGCAUGAGAUGGUUCUUAUUAUAUGGGAAUGAGGAGGUUGUUUUUAAAGCACAAAGCUAAUUUCCUUUUAGUGAUUCUCUUACCCAGCUGUAUUUAUUUUAUCCAAUGGUAACACAGGUACCAGUUAUCAGUAUUUCUGUAAUGAUUCUUUGGAACGUAGAUAGAACUGUGAGUAAUUCUCCCACAAUGCUGUGAAGCACAGGCAAUCUAUUACAUUGUAAUGCUGGUCAGACAGGGGUGCUAGAUUAAUGGAUCCUGUAUUUUAUAACCGAGUUUAUCUCCAACCUCAGGUUCAGACUCCUGGUACAAGGAAUUCCAGCGUCUCAGUGAUACCGUUCCCUGCGUAGAGGUGCAGGAAUUGACUGAACACACUGAUCAGGUUCUGCAUAUCAGCUUCUCCCACACCGGAGACCUGUGCGCUUCUUGCUCCAAGGAUUGUACGGUCAAGGUAAGUACAGAUAGGUCGGCACACCCCCAGCAGAAUGAGGAGGUGGUGUACUGUGCGUCAUAGUGGUUUAUACAGUAAGUAAAUGUCACAGAAUAGUUGAGGUGUAAUUAAAGGUGGGGUCAAACUGACCAAAAAUUCUCUAUUUGUCAAUAUUGCAAGCAGGAAUGGCCCAUGUUAACCCUGCAUGUGCCCCUGGUUGACUUCCCCAAUCUUGCAGCCAGAUCAUGAAUUUCUUGUCCUGUGUAGAGUCAUUUGUACUUUAACUCUUAGCUUUGCUCACCCCAGCCGCGUGAGGAGUUGGAUUUGGUCUGCACCGCCUGCUGGUUCUCUUUCAUUAAUUUAUUCCUGUUCUGCAGAUAUGGAACACGAUCCAUCCCCUCUCCCUCCUGCACAGCGCCAACAUGAGGCCUCACCAUUGGAGCUACACACAGUUCUCCCAGUUUAAUGCAGAUGACUCCCUCCUUCUGGUGUCAGGGGUUUUUGUGGGACCCCAUAACUCAUCUGCAGGAGAGAUUGCCGUCUUUAGCCUUGGUAAGGGGAUUUUAUAUUAAUAUUCUGUUAUCUGCUCUGAGGGGUUGGCAUGGCGUGGGUGCCUUCUAUUGGUUGUGGACAAUGGGAGGCGGUACAAUGUUUCUUACAUUAUAUAUAACCAGAUUUCCUGUAAGAGCUGGAGUCUAAGUAACAUUCUGAUGGAAUAUUGGUAUCCCCAUCAUGAUAACAUUUCUCAGUUAACAUAGAAAUACAAUAUGUAACUAGAUUUCAAUGAAUAAUUGUUACUGUUAUGAUGAUGUUAAAUAUAUUACAGAGCUGCUUUGAGUGGAUUGUAUCUUUAAUUAAUGGACCAUACAUUACAUGUACACUAUACAGUUCCUCCAACAUCUUCUCACUCUUUUUCUUCUAUAGAUGGUUUUAAUCUGUUGUCAAGAGUAAGGAAUAAACCGUAUGAUGUGUUUGGCUGCUGGCUUAAUAAUACUCAUCUAAUUUCUGGGAACCUGCAUCGCAUGGGAAGGGUCACGUCCUGCUCCGUUUUGUGGCUGAACAAGGCCUUUCAGGUACAAAGGGUAAUCCCCACUCUCAUCACCGCAAAACACAACCACGAUUGAAUCUGUCAAUUAUCCUGCAAUGUGCUAUUUGUCCAGCAGGAGGCAUAGUUCAUGCAAUGCUGGACAGCUCUGUUAGAACAGAGAGAUGUUAUGCAGGUUAUUGUACUCUGAUAGGCUUUAUUUUUUAUUUAAUUUUUUUAUACCAAGGUAUCUAUAUUAAAAUUGAUCAUAUCACUCACCAAGCUGACAUCACUAGCACCGGAAUGGAAUCUACAGCUUUAAGAAUCAUUAUUAUUAUUAUUGUAUAUUGUCCAGCUUUUUAAAAUAAAAAUAAAUAGGCCCAUUUAGGGCUCCUGAUAGGGUAAAUUUAAAAAAAGGUGAUUUAGGUCAUCAAUACGAAGAAAACCAGGUGCAGCAUUGAAAAGAUUAAAUAUUAUAUUAAAGACACAGCAACAGAAUUGUAUGUUCUCCCUGCCAGGGUUAAGAAGGCGUAUGGCUUUAUAACAAUGUUGUUCUCUAGUGAACGGCAUAUAGUCAACCCUUUCCUAAACCCUAGCAUUACUAACAACAUUUAGCGAAAUUUUGUGUUGUCAUUGUCGGGAUGAACAGUUUGUUACGAAGGAAGGGUGGAAGAGGGGAUACAAAUUAAGUGAAUUCAAUGUUCACCUUAAGUCUAUUCCAGAGAGCGAUCACAUGCGUAAUUGCUGGAUAGUUGGGUGGGGGUAGAGCUCUGUGGAUCUGGGGGACCCACAUAUAGAAGGAGGGGUAUUCCUAAACAAAAUUGUUGUGUUAAAGGUCUACCCAUCACCACGUGUCACAUGCCAUUGUUAUAUGUGUGCUAGUUGGGCUGCGUUAUAAUAAUGCACAAACUGGGUAGACCAAGGCCUCCAUGUGAGUCAUUCUGCACAUGAGCGGUCUCCAACCCUUCCAUAUGAAAUGAUCAAUGGUUGUUUGUAAGCGCUGGAAGUCUGAUUUCCCAAUGGGAAAGAGAUAUAGGAAGCAAUGCAGCAAGUUCAUUUUUAUUGCGGCCACUCUUCCCGGCCAGGAUACUCCCAUAGGUUCCCAUCCUUUCAGGUCCUUAUAAGCUGUGCGAAGCAGAGGAGUAUAGUUUAGGCUGUGUAGCUCCUCUAAGCGGGGUGAGAUGUAGCCUUAGGUAUGUGAAUGUGGACUGCACAAUUUUGAGCAGGAAAGAGAAUGUGUUGUAGACGGUGUGAGUCAAAUGUUAUCGACAAUAUUUCAAGAUUUUUUACAGGUUGAACUUGUAGCCUGAGAGGUAGUGUAGCUGGCAGAGUCUUUUGGGUUGGUCAGUGUCCUUAUUUGGUUUCGGGGGCUUUUUUUUUUUUUUUUUUAAACCCACUUUUUGUGCUUUCAGUAUAAAGCUCUGCAGUUAUACUCUGUAUUAGUGCAGGAUGUCCCCCUCUCCGGGUCACCGUCUGGGUCCAUUUUUUCUUUCCCUGGAGCCUGGUUUCCUUUUUCACCAAGAAACAUUCGCAAGCUAUUUUUAGCUUCGCCGCUGUCGUUUAGCCGGAAGUCAGUGCCACAUGGCAUGAUGACAUCAAUCGUGACACAAUUGACGACAUGUUUCGCCUGAUAAUAUUUAGAGGUUUCAGAACUCAUAUAUUAACCAGACACAUUAAUCCGUAUGUUAUACAUAUGUAAAGUAGAAGAGACCGAGCUUUAGUUCAGAGUUUUGACACACGGGUAGGCGGGCUGUUCUAUACGUGAGAUUUCAUUAUUAUUGUUUUAUUUUUUAAUCUAAAGUCUUUAGAUCUUUUUGGACUUUAUGGUCCAUGUACACUACCCCCCUGAUUUCUGACAGCCACAGGCACCUAACCCCAAUGGACUGUACUAAACCAUUGAUUUAUUGUUUAAUUUUGCUAAUUCUCCACUAAUGAGUUAAUGCAUUGGGAACUCUUUACUCGUUAAUGCAUUGGGACUAUUGUUAUUAAUUACAACUUGGCUUUUUUUUUUAUCCGUAAAAUCUGUUUUCCAUAAUAAAGCAGAUUUAUGUGAAACAUCCAGUAUGAGAAUGUUUCAUCUGUUUUGGCAUUUAAAUCAAAAUUGUUAGCAAGUCAAUUAGUCCCUAAUCUGACCUCUAGUCUGAUACUACCCCUUAUUGUUUUUAGGAUGUGGAAUCGGAGAACCUCAAUGUAGUGAAGAGACUUUAUAAGAUCCAGAACUUGAAUGCCAGCACUAUCCGAAUGGUGAUGGUGGCUGACUGUCCGGAACUGCUGGCUGAGGCAGGAGAUGAGGGGGUCGAGAGCCCAGAAUUUCACCCUCUGGAAUUUGAGAUGGAGGAAAGGGGAGAAGAGGAUGAAGAAAGAGAGGAGGAAGAUAGUGAUUUUGCUGGGGAACAACCCUCAUUGGCACGAGGUUUACUCGGGUUCUUUCCUGAGGAAGUCGGUGCCUUUGCAGAGCCUCUCAGUGCCAGAGUGCAUGAAGAACAGUUUGAGACCAAAGUGGCUCAGUGGUACGCCAAGUACCGGACAAAGUGUCCUGAUAGAAACCUGCCUGCCACGGAAGGAAAUCAAACCAGGAAAUACCUCAUCUUUACAACUGGCUGUCUCACCUACUCCCCCCACCAAAUAGGUAAGAUGUUCCUUCUCUUCAUUAAAUGCCUGAGGCUCAGGGUAGAUUAAGGAUCUGUUUUGCUGUUUUGGCUAAUUUUUGCACAGUAACUGUCAGGUUACCACAAGUGUUCUGUAAGAACCUUUUUGUAGGAGGCACAGGUUUAAAAUCAGUUUUACACAGUCAAACCAUGCAGUUCGUUUAAAAACAAUGGCUAAUUCAUGCAGACUGCAUAUUGUAUUGCCACCUGUUCAUUGCAUAACUACUCACAAAAAUACUUACAAGGAAUAUUACUUACCACAUCUGUGUUAAGCAGGUUUUUCAAUUUAAUUGUAAAAUAUUUUACCAGGAAGGUUACAUUAACCCCUGAAGGACCGAUGACGACGGUUCAGGAACGUCACCGGAAACAUCCCCUUGAGGACCGGUGACGGUCCUGAACCGUCAUAACGGUAUUAUGUGCUUACCUGAUCUCCGCUGGGGGUCCGGGUGGGACUGCCCAUCACCCCAGACAGUCCCCCCUCUGCGAAUUAGGCCACAUGGCCACGUGAUCACUCUAACAGAGCGGUCACAUGGCCGCAAUAGGUGCCUGUGUAUCUGCCUGCAGGGGGACUGUCUGUGCUGACAGGCAGUCUCCCUGCUGCUGUAAAAUUAAAAAAUAAAGUUUAAAAAAAGCAAUCAGUGUUAAAAAUGUGUGUGUGUGUGUGUAUAUGUGUGUAUAUAUAUAUAUAUAUAUAUAUAUAUAUAUAUAUAUAUAUAUAUAUACAUACAGUCAGGUCCAUAAAUAUCUGGACAUCGACACAAUUCUAAUCUUUUUGGCUCUAUACACCACCACAAUGGAUUUGAAAUGAAAUGAACAAGAUGUGCUUUAACUGCAGACUUUCAACUUUAAUUUGAUGCUAUUUACAUCCAAAUCAGGUGUAGGAAUUACAACAGUUUUUAUAUGUGCCUCCCACUUUUCAAAGGACCAAAAGUAAUGGGACAAUUGGCUGCUCAGCUGUUCCAUGGCCAGUUGUGUGUUAUUCCCUCAUUAUCCCAUUUACAAGGAGCAGAUAAAAGGUCCAGAGUUCAUUUUAAGUGUGCUAUUUGCAUUUGGAAUCUGUUGCUGUCAACUCUCAAUAUGAGAUCCAAAGAGCUGUCACUAUCAGUGAAGCAAGCCAUCAUUAGGCUGAAAAAACAAAACAAACCCAUCAGAGAGAUAGCAAAAACAUUAGGUUUGGCCAAAUCAACUGUUUGGAACAUCCUUAAAAAGAAAGAACGCACCGGUGAGCUCAGCAACACCAAAAGACCCGGAAGACCACAGAAAACAACUGUGGUGGAUGACCGAAGAAUUCUUUCCCUGGUGAAGAAAACACCCUUCACAACAGUUGGCCAGAUCAAGAAAACUCUCUUCUGGAGGUAGGUGUAUAUGUGUCAAAGUCAACAAUCAAGAGAAGACUUCACCAGCGUGAAUACAGAGGGUUCACCACAAGAUGUAAACCAUUGGUGAGCCUCAAAAACAGGAAGGCCAUAUUAGAGUUUGCCAAACAACUUCUAAAAAAAACUUCACAGUUCUGGAACAACAUCCUAUGGACAGAUGAGACCAAGAUAAACUUGUACCAGAGUGAUGGGAAGAGAAGAGUAUGGAGAAGGAAAGGAACUGCUCAUUUAUUUAUUUAUAAAAUAUUUUACCAGGAAAGAUAAAUUGAGAUUUCUCUCGUUUUCAAGUAUGUCCUGGGUCCACAAAUCAUUGCAUUGUUACAAUUAGGGUACAAUAAAAUACAAAAACAAUAUUAAUACACAAUAUAUACAAAAUUUAACAAAGAACAGGUAGGAAAUAUAUAAUCAACCAUGACAGGUGCAUUCUGUUUUGAGGUAUGUAGAGAGGGAUCUCUUAAAGGACUUUAGACUUAGGGAAGAUUUUAAAUUGUGCGGGAGGUCGUUCCACAAUUGCGGUGCUCUGUAGGAGAAGGAGAAGGAGGAUCGGGCUGCUUUCUUUUUGUAUUGAGGUAGACUAAGUAAAGUGUUGGUACUGGAUCGGAGGUUAUAGGAAGUGGGAACAGCUGAGGAAAGCAUUGUGUUCAGGUAGGGUGGGAGUUUCCCAGUAAAGCUCUUAAACACAAGGCUGGAAAGAUGAAGGGUGCGUCUCGAUUCCAGCGACAGCCAGUUUAGUUCUUUUAGCAUGUCAUAAUGGUAAGUCCUGUAAUUACAUUGAUCCAAAGCAUACCACCUCAGUGAAGCAUGGUGGUGGUAGUGUCAUGGCGUGGGCAUGUAUGGCUGCCAAUGGAACUGGUUCUCUUGUAUUUAUUGAUGAUGUGACUGCUGACAAAAGCAGCAGGAUGAAUUCUGAAGUGUUUCGGGCAAUAUUAUCUGCUCAUAUUCAGCCAAAUGCUUCAGAACUCAUUGGACGGCGCUUCACAGUGCAGAUGGACAAUGACCCGAAGCAUACUGCAAAAGCAACCAAAGAGUUUUUUAAGGGAAAGAAGUGGAAUGUUAUGCAAUGGCCAAGUCAAUCACCUGACCUGAAUCCGAUUGAGCAUGCAUUUCACUUGAUGAAGACAAAACUGAAGGGAAAAUGCCCCAAGAACAAGCAGGAACUGAAGACAGUUGCAGUAGAGGCCUGGCAGAGCAUCACCAGGGAUGAAACCCAGCGUCUGGUGAUGUCUAUGCGUUCCAGACUUCAGGCUGUAAUUGACUGCAAAGGAUUUGUAACCAUGUGUUAAAAAGUGAAAGUUUGAUUUAUGGCUGUUAAUCUGUCCCAUUACUUUUGGUCCCUUAAAAAGUGGGAAGAACAUAUACAAACUGUUGUAAUUCCUACACUGUUCACCUGAUUUGGAUGUAAAUACCCUCAAAUUAAAGCUGAAAGUCUGCUGUUAAAGCACAUCUUGUGUUUUUCAUUUCAAACCCAUUGUGUUGGUGUAUAGAGCCAAAAAGAUUAGAAUUGUGUCGAUGUAUUUAUGGACCUGACUGUAAAUAUAUAUAUAUAUAUUUUGUAUACUUAAUGUCAAACUAAGUGUAUUUUUAUAUUUAUAUAUACAUAUAUUAAUAUACAGAGACACUUAUAAUUGGGCAGUAAUGAAGGCACAGAAUCUAGAUAUGGAUCAAGAGGUUAUUUAAUCUAGAACCUAGAUAGGGAUUAGGACGAUUUUCUAGAUUUAGAACCUAUCCGUGGAUUGGAGCAAUCUAGAACCUAGAUAUUGGUUAAAAUAAGGUAGAAGUUAUAUAUGGAUCAGGAGGAGGUUUAAUUUAGAACCUAGAUAUGGGUUAAGAGGAGGUAGAACCUAGAUAUGGAUUAGGACAAGGUAGAACCCAGAAUAUGACAUCAUAUUAAAAGCCAUCUUUGGCCCGUCUUCAUCACCAAUUCUUUAUCAAAAAGCACAGAUUUUAAAAUGAUUUUUAAAGGGAUUCUAUAGUGCCAGGAAAACAAAACUGGCACUGGCACUAUAGGCUCCUGGAGUGCCCCCCUCCCUGGCGCUCCCGCUAGGUUGAAAUGGUUAAAAACCCUUCAACCACUUACCUGAAUUUAGCGCUGAUGUUCCUCGGCGCUGCAUCAGGCUCCGUCCACGCUGACGCCGGUGGGGGAGACCCAGUGCGCAUGCACAGCAGUGGCCACGCGCAUUAGACUUAGACCAUAGGAAAAAGUCUGUUUGGAUUCAAGAAGCCCUCUAGUGGCUGUCUGUUAGACAGUCACAAAAGGCAGACUUAGAGCUGCAAUGUUUUACAUUGCAGCACUAAGUGCAAAAGGAUCACAGCAUCCAGACUACUUCCAUUAGCUGAAAUGGCAUGGGUGCCACUGCCUACAGUGUCCCUUUAACGAGCAUCUACAACCAAUUCUGUGAAAGAAAGAGAAACUUGUAUUUCCUGACUAACAUCUGGUUAUAUCUUUGUGUCUCUAGCUAGACUUGUACUAAUCUUCAAAUUAUUGAUAUUAGAUUUGUACUUGGUAUUUUGUUUUGUACUCUUGUAGGGAUUAAACAGCUUCUCCCCCAUCAGAUGACUACCGAAGGGCCGGUGCUGGGCGAGGAACGCAGUCGCAAUGAAUUCUUUGAUUCUCUCGAUCAUGUAAUCAACAUUCAUGGUCACAUCAUUGGCAUGGGCCUGUCCCCUGACCACAGGUCUGUUGCCAUUUUACUAUUAGCCAUUUGGAUGUAUUCCUAUUCUAUGUUCACAUUAAUCUGUAAUCUGAGUUAUUUUGGGAUGACCUGAUGAAUUUUGUUGAUUUUUGUUUAAUCCUAUAACAUACAAGUUAUAUUUGAGCUAUUUCUCGGUAAAUGUGCUCUUGAAAUGGUGGUCAAUCUUAGUGAGAUUGUUCCAGUAAUGCCUGCACACAGUGCAGGGCCUAAUAAACCCCUUUUGUUUCAUCAUGUUUUCCAGGUACCUGUAUGUCAACAGCCGAUCCUGGCCUCGUGACUGUGUGAUCUCUGACCCCAUGUGCCCACCUCCUAUUGCAGAGGAGAUUGAGUUACGUGUCUUUGACCUAAAGAGCCUACGUGAAGUUAAAGCUCCUCUACGUGCCCACCGUGCCUACACACCCAACAAUGAGUGCUUCUUUAUCUUUCUCGAUGUCAGCAGAGACUUUGUAGCCAGGUAGGAAAUCCUUAACCACAUGAAUAUUGACAUUUAGAUUAACAUUGUCCAGAUGAGCUUCAUUUGUGUGUAUGCCUUUAAUAACCUACAUUUGUCCGAUUUAAUUAUUCUCGCUGCUAACAGAAGUAAGAGCAGUUCAUUUUGUGUGCUCGGUGACUGGAACCGUGAUGGUAAGGAGAUUUCAGUGUUUUAUGGUCUGUCACUGGUAGUACAUUCUGAGAUUCUGAUGACUGAUCUAUUACCAUUGGCCACCAUUGUUCUGACUCAACGCCAGUGAUAGGAUGCAAUUCACAAACCUCAGUAGUGUCUAGCUCUCUGUUACAUUUUAUUUAUAGUUUGAUGUUUUGGGCUAGAAGUUAUUGCUUGGUAAUUUUGCAAAUGUUCCUAACCCUCUAUUUUAAAAAGUAUCUGUUCGAAGAAGUGGUUCUAAGAUCUAAAAAGGGUUGAGUUACUAAUGGAACGUGCCUGCUGGUUUCGCUGGUUUCCAUUGUUAGAAAUAUUGUGGGUUACAUAAAAAGAGUCCAAUAUACUGUUUCCCCCCUCCCAGUGACCAGGACUGAGCUGGAUUGUGAUGUCAAUUGCUGGGUCUUUACACAACCAUUCAUGAGAAGAAAAACCUCUCAGUAGCCUCAUUUUGAAGCUUUUGGUUCAGAACUCAUUCUCUAAAUCCCUCGCCAUUGUACCAUAUGAACUUGUUAUGGGUUCCUUAAUUAUUUUCUAGUAUUGGUGUUUGGAUCUGUCUGUACUCUGCUGUCUUGCAAUGAUGAGUGAUUUCUUCUUUUUCAUACGUUUUCUAGUGGAGCUGAGGAUCGCUGCGGCUACAUCUGGGAUCGCCAUUACAGUGUCUCCUUGGAAACACUGCCUCACAAGGAUGUAGUGAAUUCUGUGGCUUUCUGUCCAGUGGAUCAGGAGCUACUGCUCAGCGCCAGCGAUGACUACACCAUCAAGGUUUGGCGUUCCCGACGAUCUUUGCGCGCCUCCGCUGCAUACCGCUCCUCAUGUUCCCUAAAGUCAACUAUUCCAAGGGCUUCUAGACUCAAGAGUUGAGAACCAAGUUUUGAUCCUCCACGAGCCCAACAGAUAUCAUGUCAGUCCUCCGACCACCGCUUCAAGCAACUUGGUUUCUUUUUUGCGUCUAAUAUGGCAGCAGCCAGGUGCUACGCGGAAUGAUUGUCGUCCUCCAUCAGCUGGACCACAGAAUCUGGGUCAGAGAAUGUAUUACCUGGUGUUUUUAUUUAACAUUCUCGUACUCCAUUAAUGCCGCGUAAUGCAAGAGAAUUGAUGUCCGAAAGGAAGGCCUGAGCGAUAAUCCUGGUGAGACUAUUCAGUGUGCAAUUUAACUUGCUCCUCACAGUACAAGGUGAACCCUGCUAUCUGUACACCACAAGCUUAACUUUUAAUUUAUUGGCACCGACAUGGAGAGUGCACCAACGCAGAAUUAAACAAAUAAUAACUUGACAGAUUUGCAGAGUAGAGAUAUGUUGUGACUUCAUUGUACAGUGCUGCAGAAUAUGUUGGCGAUUUAUAGAUAAUAUUGUAAUAAUUUCUUAGUUGGUAUCACAGUUAGCGUAAGGUAUAUUUAUUAUUUUUAAUCGAUCUGUUACCAUUCAUUAUUUUUCAGAUAUUUUGUGACUUUUACUGAUAGCAUUUUAGCACGUCAGUGUGUUUACAGAGUCAGGAUCAUUGGGGAAAUAAAGAGUGUUUUGUAGUGUAGAGGAUGCAGAACCGAUGGGGGCCGCAUUUUUUGGCUGUUAUGAUUGUAGUUGACACUGCAGUACCUACCUAUCCAUAGUUUGCUGCUGAGCUGCCAAGUUUAACCAAUCACCCUUUAAAUUUAUCAAGAUCAAGAUAUCUGAAACGCUUUGCUGUGGAGUAAACAGCCACCUUCCAAUAACCAGCUAAACCAUCGCUCCUUGUUUUAACUCUGUGAUGGGAGCAGAAAGAAGACAAUGGGAAAAUGAAGCAAAUCUUGAUCAACAUUUAUGUUAACCUGUUCACCGGAACCCAGCUUUUGGCUUUGUAAACCAUUUACUUAUCCUUGUUCUAUAACUACAGGACUACAGUGGUUCUAGUCAUUGAUUAUUAAUUAAUGAUUAUUCAAUAAUUAAUUAUUCAGAAGCGUUUUUAGAUCUAUCUACACUUGGGGGAAAUUCGAUCUGCAGUACAAGGUGGUUAUCACUAGGUGGGGAUAGAGUGCUUCCCAGAACAUUGAUCGUAACUCUAAGGAACACAGUUCUAAAAAAAUAUUGAAUGUGUUCCCUUUAUGUUUAGAUUACAGGUCCCCUGUUUGUUUGUCUUUUACCAUUACUCCAGCAAUAAUCUUUUUGCAGCAGCUGAUCGAACUCCAUUAAACUCAUCAAUCCUGAUGUUUGUCCAAUCCGAUACUUCUCGUGGAGAAGUACCGAGGACACCUGCUGCCAAUCCAGAAGCACUGAAUCCAGUGUUUCUCCGGCGACAUUGUGCUUUGUGUUUUUUUUUAUCAAGGCUGAACGUGAAGUCAUUUGAAAAUCGAAGGAUGUAAGUGGGAAAUGAGUCUGACAGACAAUAGAGGGGUGUUCUUGGCCAAAUGCCAAUACUGCAAUGUUUUAUAUGGUUUAAGAACAGAUCGACUGUAUCUGUGCUUUAAGAAAAAAUAGUGGUUUUGGUGAUUAGACACUCCGUUUAUGUUUUAUUAGAGAAAUGUGUUAAUUAGUAAAGUUUUAGGUUCCCUUUGCUUUCUGAAUACCGUUGGAGAUUUACAUCUUGUUAAAUGAGUGUGACGUGAAUGGCGGUAUUAGUAUUAAUAAAUACCCCAUGAGCAAACUGUGGUCCACUGAGCUUAUACUCUAAUCCUACACGACGUAUUAAUGCCUUCCAUUGACCAGUGGAAUUAGAGCACUGUUUUCCUAGAGGUUUCCUAUCACCAUAUUUCCAAAGACCACUUGUUAUUAUUUAGCCGUUAUUUAUAAAGUUCCAACAUGUACUGUAGUGCUGUGCUAUUCUGUAAAAGGCAAAUUUUAUUGACCACAUCUUUAAAAAUACCUGAUCUGGGGAAGAACAUUUGUCUGUUUUUAUCCUAAAUGCUCUGGUUCAGAAAUGACAACACAAUUACAAAAAAAUGUGAAUUGUCAGGAAUUACAAGGGAAUGUUUGGCCAACAUUGCCAGCUAUGCGCUCAGUAUGGCUUUUUGGUCUAAAAUGUGUGGUUGACUUUGAAUACUCUAAAACUGAUACUUUUUAUCUAAAAGGGGUUUCACCAAAAUCUGACUAUUUCUGUUUCUCUCUAUUUCACAGUUGAAUUCUUUCCCCUGCUGUCUAAUAGUGAGGCAGAUAAUGAAAAAAAGUAAUUGUUGUAUGAGAUGACAUUAAAGAAGAAUUUUGUUCAUUAUUUCCAGCUCUGUGGUCAGGACCUGCGAGGUCUGAUUCAUGUUUUAAAGGGGUAAUGUGAAAGAGGUUUUAUUCAUUAAUCUAGUAAUUGUACAGAAUUGGUUCAGGAACUACCGGUAGGCAUUUUAAGCCAAAAAAAAAUUGUAGCGUUAUCCAAUUUUAAUAUUUUGGCCAACAAGUUUGCAAUUCCCUUGCCAGUUCUCCACAAUUCUUGUUUUAGUGAGUAACUAUUCAGAUUUGUAUUUAUUUGAUUUUUUUUUAAAGCUGCUACCCCUGUCUAGGCAGUCUUUAGAAAAGCCGGUAACAAUCUGAGAGAAUCUGUAGAGAUCACGGUAUUUAAUCCAUUUUCGGUGUUUCAUUUCACUAGUAUUGUACGUUUCAUUACAUGUUAUAUUAGUGCUGUGACCUCAUACGCUUCAUUUGUGUCCGCAGUUCACAUGGUAGGAAAAUGUAGUCAUUCUGUCACUUAGCCCAAGUCAUGUCUUAAUUUCAUAUGAAACAGCAUCGAGAUUAUUUCAAGAAUUGUAGGAAGUUUGCAUGUUUCAAAGCAAAAAAAAAAUGUUUCCUCCCCUCUAUUCCAAAUCCAUGUUUAAGUAUCACUCCAAUGGCCAGUAAAGUGUGAGCUCACCUGCAUCGUAAUGAGUAACCUCUUAUGCGAGUCCUACACUACCAAGUCACAAGACCUAAAGGUUUUUUUUUAUGAACCCUUACACCAGGUGUGCACAAAAGGUAGAUCCACAGAUGUUGUAGAAUUUAAACUCCCAUGAUUCUUUACACGUCUUUAGAAUGGCAAAGCAUCAUGGUAACUGUAGUUUUAAAACAUCUGGGGAUCUACCAUUUGGGCAGCCUCGUGCUACACACUUAUUAACCCUUAAUGGGGAACGCAUGGGGUGAGUGGCGGCACUGUAAUAUGACUGCGUAAAACUGAGUGCAGGGAUUCGUUUUGUGUGUUUGUAUUUUUUUGUAUUACACAGCCAUGUUACAAUGCUGCUGCUCACCCCGUGUGUUCCCUAUUAAGGGUUAAUAAAUACCCCUCUCUGUCUCAUUAGAGAUUCUACCUUUUAAGCUGAAAGUAGCAAGUUGAAUUGUUUGUUUGUAGAAGUUUGCCACGAUGGGGCAUGUGAGCUAACACUUUAAUGGCCAUUGGAGUGAUCCUAAAAACCUCAGAGAUUUGGGGUAGUGCGCAGGUAACAGUUUUUUUGCUGUUGUUCUAUGUAUUUGUAUUGAUGUGUACUAUAGUUGUUGCUGCCGGCCAGGAGUAGUGUGAGUUUGAGCGCAGGGCCUAAUUUCGUGGGUUUGUUACAAGGUCUACUGCUGCAAGGCGCUCUGUGAAAGGGGAGAGAACUGGAAAUCACAGCUGUACUCUGAUUGGCUAAUUCUGGUUUUUACCCAAUCGGAUUGCAGCUGGAAUUAGAAUCCAGGUAAGUGACAAGAGAAUGCAUAGAUGAGGCGUCCCCCAUUGUGCUGUACAAUGUAGGCAGCACAUCACUUGGAUGUUUGGAAGUCAAAGGGGUUUAUUCACUAAAUCAGAAAUGGAAGACAUGUAAAUCUUGGCAGAAUUUGAAAGCUAUUUCAGCGGCUUGGACCUUGAAUUGAAAUACUUCGAUUUAUGGAAUAACUCUCUAAAUGUUCUGUUUCGUGUCAACUAAAUGUAAGUAUUGCUGUUUCUUAAUUACUACAGAAAUCGGAAGCAAGCUGAGAUCUUGUGUAAGAUGAUGAGUCUUGGGGGGAACAAAAUGUUUUAACAAUGUAAAUGAGAAUUUAGUUGAACGCUAAUGCUUGUUUAUUACGGGAUAUAGAUAAUACUGGGCUCUGUGAUAGUUUAGAGCAAGUCGGUUAUAAUACACUCCAUUUGUAGUAUGGAUUCGUACCUACUUAGAGAUAGCUUGGUUAAAACAUCGACCAUAGGUCCCAUUCAACCCUCACCAUGGUGGGAAACCCUAGGACACGUGUCCACUGAGAUCCGAUUAAUAUUGUUUUAUAUCUGUGCCAAACAUUCCUUUAUGUUAACAUUUCUCAAUAUUCUAGUAUGGCAGCACCUCUAUCAGAAACUGAUGCCAGUCACUGGUUUCCAAGCUCGCAACUCUCAACCAUCCACUAAGCACCCACGCAAUCCCCUCUCCUUGUCUAUUGUGUAGUCACAGGCAUUGCAAAGCAUUGUGUCAAUUGUAACAUUUGGUGUGUUCCCACUUACCUGCCGAAUAAAUGAUCUGUUUGAAUACCUAGC
Molecule: messenger RNA, 21544 nt
Organism: Pelobates cultripes (western spadefoot toad)
Lineage: Eukaryota; Metazoa; Chordata; Amphibia; Anura; Pelobatidae
Source: the annotation of a GenBank genome assembly